Messenger RNA from Phycodurus eques (leafy seadragon), 1976 nucleotides. It is a transcript of the gene slc31a1, whose product is annotated as solute carrier family 31 member 1. Gene Ontology annotation, biological process: copper ion transmembrane transport. The record is from RefSeq and is a predicted model, not a curated record. Gene Ontology annotation, cellular component: membrane. NCBI's taxonomy places the organism in Eukaryota, Metazoa, Chordata, Actinopteri, Syngnathiformes, Syngnathidae. The transcript has 5 exons. Bases 323 to 913 code for a protein of 196 amino acids. Gene Ontology annotation, molecular function: copper ion transmembrane transporter activity.
GAGGUCACGUGAUUUCGCCUAAGCAACACGGCGACGUGGCUGCGCUCAAGCCGCGCCCACCACAUGCUUGGGCGUCCGAUUGGUCCAUUUCUGUGUCACGCUCCUCCCGUCGGCCCUGCGCGAUGACGUCACUGGCGGAAGUGGACCCUCCGUCCUCAGACGAGACGGCGACCAGCACCGCGCGACUCGUUGACGUCCUUUUCGCCACUUUUGUUUUGUCAUCUUUCAAAAACGUGUUUUUUGUUUAUUUUGUUUUGGUCUGCUUCGUGUGUUGGCGCCACAGUUAAAGCCGCGAAGAAGAAUUCGCACAAGUCGUCCAGUGAUGAACCACACCUCGAUGCAGAUGGACCACGCCCCCCAGGACCACUCCCACCACCAUGAUCACGCCAUGAUGGCCACGCCCACGCCCACCAACGGGGGCGGACACGACCACGGGGGCGGAGCCGGCGGAGGGGGACACGGAGGCAUGGCGAUGACCUUUUACUUUGGCUACCGGAACGUGCCGCUGCUCUUCAGCGGUCUCCUCAUCAACUCUGCCGGAGAAAUGGUGGGCGCGUGCAUCGGCGUCUUCCUGUUGGCCGUCCUGUACGAGGGUCUGAAGAUGGGCCGGGAGGCGCUACUGCGUCGAAGUCAGGUCAACGUGCGCUACAACUGCAUGCCGCUGCCCGGCGCCGACGGCACUGUACUCAUGGAGACGCACAAGACUGUCGGGCAGAGGAUGCUAAGCCCCGCCCACUUCCUGCAGACCGUGCUGCACGUCGUCCAGGUGGUGGUCAGCUACAUUCUCAUGUUGGUCUUCAUGACGUACAACGCGUACUUGUGCAUGGCGGUGGCGGCGGGCGCGGGCGCCGGCUACUUCCUGUUCAGCUGGCGCAAGGCGGUGGUGGUGGACAUCACAGAGCACUGUCAUUAGGUCUUGAACACUUCCCUGUCGUUAGCGCUUGCCGUCGUCGGAUUGUUUAGCCGGCGAUAACAAACGUUGCGAGAGGAGAGCGCAAACCUCUGGAAAAUUGGAAGGGAGGUCGAACCGACGCGAUCACAAGUCGUAGAUUUGCGCGGCCGAGUUAGUGGCUACUUGGUGAACGUUUUGUAGAGAAGCGUAGAUUCUCAUGUCUUUGUGUUAGUGGUUCAUUUGUUUAAUUAAGAGCGUUUAUUGUGUUCGCUCUCCGUGCCAUGACAACAGAGGCUAACAGUAACUAGCUGCUGCUAGUGUAAAUGUUAGCAUAGCAAGCGAUCAAGACACAUUUUAUCUAUUUGUUUAGCAUCUUUGAUACAAUCAGACUGACUAAUUUGUCAUUUUUGGAGUUUUAAGUGAUGUAAUGAAAAGAUGUGAAACCAAAAUGUUUACUUUUUGGGGGAGGUCUCGGAAGGUUAAACGGGCCUUAGACACGCGUUGCCUUAACGAGGGCAUCUCGUUUACGUUCAACGUCGUCGUUCGACAAACGCCGCAAAUUGUCUUCUUGUUGUUGUUGAGUGACCAAUCUGAUUGGCGAUUGAAAAGAAAGUGUUAACGUAUGCCGCAAUCAUUAAAGUUUGUGUGCGUCAACCCCGUCUUGUCUUCUUUUCCCACAUUUCAUCGAACCUCAAAUAACGUUGAAAUCAGAAUUCCACCAAUAUUUUCUUCCUAUCUGUCAUGCAUACUUGAGCCACCCGAAUCCUGGGCGUCAGGCGUCCGUGGCGCAGGCGCUUUACCAACAUUGCUCAGUCACGGUCCGCGCAACGAGUCAGGUCGUCGCGCCAAAAUAUUCCGCGCUCGACCGCCAGCUGUGUUUGAGGAACGUGGACGGGACUUGACGGCAAGGUGGCUACAGUCCUUCGGUGCGGGUUACCGCGGCUACAUCUGGCGACCCGACGGACGAGUCUGGCUUCGGCGGCUGCCUCGUCUGACAAGUUCGCCGCAGAGGCGAUUGACUGCCAUCAAGCCAGCCUCCGCUCGAAAAGUUACCUUCAAAGUAAAAGCCUGCCGGUAGCAGGCC